Alligator sinensis (Chinese alligator) is the source of this 2940-nucleotide messenger RNA. RefSeq names its product deoxynucleotidyltransferase terminal interacting protein 2 (gene DNTTIP2). Lineage: Eukaryota; Metazoa; Chordata; Crocodylia; Alligatoridae. Gene Ontology annotation, biological process: RNA processing. Gene Ontology annotation, molecular function: RNA binding. The record is from RefSeq and is a predicted model, not a curated record. Gene Ontology annotation, cellular component: nucleolus. The coding region runs from base 1 to 2289 and encodes 762 amino acids. The transcript is spliced from 6 exons.
AUGACCAGGAGAAGCUCCAAAGUAAACACUCAACCAGAAGUCAAUUGUGAAUCUCUGCUUGAGGAGCUGGAAGAUGCAGAAACAAAAUCAGAUCUUAGUAAUCCUUCUGAAACACAAACUAAUAAUAAUAAUAGCAAAAUUGUGCAGUCAGCAGAACCAGUUCCUGAGUUGCAGGCUGAUGGGGAUGUGUCUGAAGCAGAAUCAAAUUGCUCUACUGCGUCUGGACUUCAGACACCUUUGUUCAUAAGGGUAACAAGGAGAAGAAAAAUUGCCAUACCCUAUCAGCCGGAUUCUCCUGCCAAAAAUAGGCUUUCCAAGACAGCUCUUCCAAGUGAGUUAAGCAAGUCUCAAGAUGAAGAUGAUGUCUCUGAAGCUGAGUCAUGUUCUUCCACUGUUUCUGGAGCUCGGAUGCCCAGUGUUGUGAGGACAACAAGAAGCAGGCAGAGCAAAACUAAAAUCCAACCAGAACCUGUUUGUGAAGCCCAAGCUGAAGAAGUUUCUGAUGCAGAGUCAUGGAGUUCGGGUUUUUCAGUUGAGCCAUCCAUUACUACCAGAAGAAUAACUAGGAGCAUGCGAAUUAAAUCGCAAGCAGAAACCAUUGAACAGACUGAGAAAAAAGUUAGUGAAGCUAUGCUGGAAGAUGAGAAAUCAGUUAAGGACCAAAUUAAAUCUCAGCCAAUAAUCACAUCCUACUCAGAGCAUGCUGCCAAGUGUGAUUCUGAUACAGAGCAAACUUCCCCCCUUUCAUUUAGUGAAGUGCCCUGUAAGAGUAAAUAUGUGCCUGACUCUGCAAAUGUGACCAUAACAGAUGACACACAACACAUUUUUGGAAAUGAUGCAACCCCCAACAGCCCUAAAGAAACAGAAAAACAAUGUAAAAUAGAGCAUUCUGAAAAAGAAACAACAAAUGAGAGACAGUUUGGAAUUAUAGAUAGUUCAGUAGAAGAGUGUGAUCAAGCAUUAGAAAAAGAGACGAAAGAAACUGGAAAAGAAGCACACUUGACGAACGUAGGUCAUUCUGUGUGUGACCACAAGAGCCUUGAAGGAUCCUGUAGUUCCUCAAAGCAGACAACUCCAGCUAAAAAGAAACAAAUUGCAGAAUACCAAGAAACAGAUGUUGAGGAGGUAGCACAGAGUUCUAACACCAAUGAGGAUGAAAUAAUAGUGGACAAGCAGUCCAGCACAGCAAGCAGCCUGCAAAAGGCUAGUGAUGCAAUUGAUGAUGACCACAAAAUAUCUGAUGUUAUUGUAGACAAUGGCAGAGACCAAGUAGAACUAGUUGUUGAAUCUUCCCCAUGCAUAUCCCAGAAAAAGAGCAAUGAAAAAGAUUCUGUUGUGUCACUUCUUAACAGUGAUGAGAGUGAUGAAUCUGAAAACAGUGAAGUGGAAGAGGUGGAUGAAGCGGAAGAAAAUCUUUGCUGUGCAGAGACCAGUAAUCAGAAAUUGUUCUCUAACAAGUCUUUAGAAAAUGGUUCAUCUCACGGGGAAGCAGUGUUUGUAAUUGACACAGAACCUGGAUUGAGCUUCAACAAAAAGUAUUACCUCGAGCAAGAGAACAGAACAAGUGAUGCAGAAAGUAAGGAUGAAGAAAGUGAAAGGGAUGAAGAGCCGUCAGAUUUGGAAGAAAAUGAGGAAUUCAUAGAUGAAGAUGAAGAUGCAAAUUUAUUGGAAAAUAAGGAAUCACAUAUCUUACAUCUCUCCAGCAGCAUAGACCCUGGUCUGAAUAUCAAGAAGCUUGGAGGCUUGUAUAUUAGCUUUGAUGCAGAAAAACAAAGGUCUGGACCAAGUGUAGUUAAGCAAUCACAAGAGAAAAAGGAAGAAAAGAUUUUGCAGAAGAGUAUAAUAACUCCAGAUUUUGAAAAAAAGGAAUGUGUCCCACCCGUUAAGGAGUCGCUCCAGCAGCUAAAAAAACAGCGCAAGGCAGAGCGAGAGAAAACAACAGGUGAUGCCUGGUUUGGUAUGAAAGCCCCAGAAAUGACAAGUGAAUUGAAAAAUGAUCUGAAGGCACUGAAGAUGAGGGCCUCCAUGGACCCCAAACGUUUUUACAAGAAGAAUGAUAGAGAUGGCUUGCCCAAGUACUUUCAGGUUGGAACUGUGGUUGACACUCCAGUAGACUUUUACCAUGCUCGAAUUCCUAAGAAGCAAAGGAAGAAAACGAUUGUUGAAGAAUUGCUUGCAGAUUCUGAAUUUAGAAGAUAUAAUAAAAGGAAGUAUCGGGAGAUCAUGACUGAAAAAGCAGCUCUUGCAGCAGGCAAGAAGAAUCGGAAAAAGAAGAAAUUUCACAAAUAAGAUUUGGAGAAGAUAACUAGAAGGAAUGCUUUGUUUUUAUUACAGAUUUGUUUACAGAAUGUUUUGAUGGUGAUUGUUUAAGAUUGAAGCUGUCUUUCUAACUGAGUUAAGGCAGGGCAGGCCCUGUCUUUACAGUGGUAUUUUGACAAGGGAGAAUAACACAAGAAAUGACAUGAGAUUCUGUUUUGUGGACUGGCACAGACAUUCAGUAGUGACAGCAUAAAUUCAUUCUACAAGGAAAAAGAAGUGUCAUCCUGUACAAUCAGUAGUUGAAGGAGAUGGGUGUGUGAAAGAGCUGGAAUUUUUCAAAAAUCAUUUUUUUUUCCCUCUAAUAAGAAAAAUCUUCAUGAAAAUCUGCAAGUCUAGCUUUUUAAUUUUGUAGAUAACUCUGCAUGCAUUUGUUAGUAAAGCCUUCAUUUUAAUGAAGGUUUUUAUAAAAGUGCAUUCAGUCUACAAUUCUAACCAGCUAUUUUUAAUGUCUCCUUAAAGCAGUGAUUCAUAUUCACCAAGCUGUGAUGAUACUGGAGUUCAUAAACUUGUACAUGGACUGUAAAAUGCUAUUUUUACUCUGUGCUAUACAGGAAAAAAUAAAUUACAAGUGGAAAUGAGUGUUAUCAUGCUAUCAGAAUUAAACUGUUUUCUUUAUGUGGA